AUGGCGUACAAAAGAUCUCGACAGGCUUACGAGGCAGAUCUGCAACACAGGCCCGUAUCUUCCUUUGUGCUUUACGGGACUGCCCUGCCAUUACUAGAUGAACACACUCGGGAUGAUGGCAGUUUCGUGCCGGUCUGGAAGCAGGAGGUGACGGACGACAGAGGAAGAAAACGCUUGCACGGCGCCUUUACAGGUGGCUUCAGCGCCGGAUAUUUUAACACUGUAGGCUCUAAAGAAGGCUGGACACCCUCUACCUUCGUCUCAUCAAGACAAAACCGCAUGAAGGAUGGAGCCAAGCCGGCUCAACAGAAACCAGAGGACUUUAUGGACGAAGAAGACAUGCGCGAAGCUGAAGAAUCACGUACAAUCCAGACUUCUGAUGAGUUCGCCGGAUUUGGCACCGAACAUGACCCGCGUCGAAGGAGUGCAGUAAUCGAUAUAUUUCGUCCUUCCCAAGAGACUAUCGGCCCUACUUUGCUGAAAAGGAUGGGCUGGCGUGAAGGCCAGGGUAUCGGGUUGCGAGUGAGAAGAAAAGCAAAACUUGGAGAUGAUGAUGAGGACGUAUCUUCAGAGACACAUCUUUUUGCUCCCGACGACGUUCAGAUUGUAUCCUUCUCACGAAAGACGGAUCAUAAAGGGUUAGGUUACGAGGGUGAGCUACCAGCCACAUCGACGUUGGGGAGCAAAACCAGCGAGUCAACUCAGAAACACUCAAAACGAGAGGAAUCUUCUGACGAUGAGACGUCCAGUCCGUCUCUACUAUUCUCCAAAAGGCCUUCAGCCCGAACCAAACGGACGGGCAUUGGUGUUGGCAUUCUGAAUGACGACGGCUCAGAUGACGAAGAUCCCUUUUCAAUGGGCCCGAAGAUAUCCUAUAAUCGGGUCCUUGGUGGCGACAAGAGGCCAAAAUCGAAAGCGAAGAAUGCGGCAAGCUCGGCAAAUCCGUUGGUCAAGACGAAACCAACAUUCAUCUCGAAAAAACUGGCAAGCCUCAAAGGUGCCUUGCGUAAAUGUCAUGAUGGCCGACUUCCUCCCGACGGGUUCGUGUUGGCUAGUCAGUUGGACUCCUUUGGUAGUCUCACCAUUCAGGAUGACAAGUACAAGCCUCCUGAGGUCCCGGCUGCAUGGACAUCUUCCCGACCCAUUGCGCCAGGAGGAGGCCAAGGUAAUUCUGAUUUUGUGUCUACGGCCGACGCUGCAAGACGCUCGAAUCUGACCGCCAAAGGAAGGGCCUCGAUUCUGGGGGAGGCACAACUUCCAGGGAAAUCAGUCUUUGACUUCCUCACCUCUUCUGCUCGGGACCGUCUGGCGGCAGCAUCUGGUCACCUGAACCUUCCUGCUGCUGGCAAUGAACCGCCACCUCCGGGUUUUCAAGCUUCCCAACCGGUGACCUCUUCUCUGCGCAGCCUGGUUCCAGAUCUGGAAAAGGCUACUGCCUUGCAGGCACUAUCUCGAGGCACGAGUGGCUGGAUGCCAUACGCAGAGGAUGAAAAGAAACGAUCUAGGUAUCGAACUUUCCUUGAAAUCCAGGCCGGCCUUAGACAGGAUGAACUUCCACCUCGUGCCGAAGGUAUGAAACAGGACGAUUGGGUCAUUGAAAUGCAGGAGUUUGCUCGAGCAGCAGAAGUUUUCAAGCCAGUCAGUGGCUUGAUGGCUAGCCGGUUCACAUCUUCAACCGCCUCGCUACAAGGACAAAACCCAGACUCGUCGGCGCCUACGGACGCAAUGUUGAGCACGCCUGCACCCAAACCGGAAGACCAGGCAGUAUCAGCCGCGAAAAUGGGUAUGUUUGGGCCUAUGACCAGGUCAUUUUCCAACUUCUACCCUACCAGACUUUUGUGCAAGAGAUUCAAUGUUCCUUAUCCGGAUCAUUCGGCGACAUCUGCCGCACAGCGCGAACCCCCCACGACACAGGUUCGUUCCUUUACUUCAACUAUGCCGCAGCAAAAUGCAGACCCUGCCAAAUCGGUAGCUGUCGAUAGCGUUGCUACGGCAAGGUCAAGAUCUGCCGGUAAUAUGGAGGGAGCAGACUCAAUGAAUCCAGAGAUGAAUGAAGCCAUUGAGCAGGAGAGACCUGGACAAGCUGUCUUCAAAGCCAUCUUCGGCAGUGAUGACGAAGACGACGAUGAGGUCUGA
This is a messenger RNA of Exophiala spinifera, 2136 nucleotides long. RefSeq lists its product as uncharacterized. Lineage: Eukaryota; Fungi; Ascomycota; Eurotiomycetes; Chaetothyriales; Herpotrichiellaceae. The transcript has 2 exons. Gene Ontology annotation, cellular component: nucleus. Gene Ontology annotation, biological process: mRNA processing. The record is from RefSeq and is a predicted model, not a curated record. The coding region runs from base 1 to 2136 and encodes 711 amino acids. Gene Ontology annotation, molecular function: RNA binding.